AUGUCAAGAGACAUAGACAUCAGCAAAAAAUGCAGGGGUUCUUGUACUGAUGACCCACGAAUUAGUGCUAGGACAGAUUUAGUAGGAGGUACUAUAGACUACGGGUUUUGUGCUCAUGAGAAGCUAUCUACAUGGAUAACUGGUCUUAACUAUGCUAAUAAGCCCCUUAGAAUAGAAUAUGAGAAAGGUGUAUCUCAUACUUCAUUUUCCACCAACUAUUCUAUGAUAUGGGAGGCUACAACAUAUUAUCGUGAUUAUGGUAACAGAGCCACCAUACAGACUCCUCUCCUACUUGGGGUCAAGGAUUAUAGUGGAGCAGAAUAUAAAUGGUAUGAGAACCUAGAUAAAGGUAAUACAAUAUGGAGGAAGAUCGGUAAUACUAACGAAUUUCCUACUAUUGACCCAGGGCAGGGUGGAAAUGAGUUCAAGGAUAAGCUAGAUCAACUAGCAUGUAGGCUACAGGGUAUUGUUGAAAUAAACCUCUCCAAAGACAAAGAUGAGGAAUAUUGUCACAAUCAUGACAAUGAUGAAGAAGUCUACACUAAGAAGGUAAAAGUUACACUUAACCCUGACAUAUUUGACUUUCCUAAGUAUGUCACAUUUGAUCAUAUUCCAAAUCCUCAAAUUUAUGGAACAACUGAAUUGACUAUAGGAGGAUUUAACAUUGGAGGUACUCCACAAAAUGUGAGUGGACUACACUUCCCCGUUAAAGCUACUAAAAUUACCAUAUUUAUGCCAGCAUGUGAUCACAAGCCGUUCCUUUUCCACAUAAAGUCUGAAAAUUCAUCUUACAAUGAUAGAUGGUUUAAGAAUACUGGUGGAAAUGUUUGGAUAGAAUAUAAUGUGCUAACAGGCAAUACACCGGAUAGAGCUAAUGAACGUGUUAAGAGAGACUUUGAAACCCUUACAGGAAGUUUGAGUGUAAACCAAUGCAAGGCUCCUAGCGAGGUAAAACUGGACAUUACUAAGAUUCCAUCUCCUGGAAAAAAUGAAACUCUCUACUUUGAUGGUAAUACUCCAAUACUUGUUAAGAAAGAAAACCCUAAUAAUAUACCUAAGGUAUUCUUAAAGUACUCUCAUAGACCUGUCACUGGUAGUAGUAAUACUUUUGUUGUAAGUAAUAAGUUGAAAGAUGGUCAGAUAGGAUCGAUGAACACUAUACAUAAUGUUAAAGGUUUUUUCGUCUACUUCUGGACUGAGAAUGACAACUUACCGAUCCUAGUUGGAAUUAAAAAGAGUAGUUGGCAGGAUGGUAGUGAUCAACCAAAGUACUAUAGCAAGGGCAAUAGUGGAUAUAGUCAUAUUUGGACCCCUACUUGGGUAUCUGGUAUGAGUGAACUACAGGCACUUGAUGAUCAAAAUUGUAGCAGGAACUAUGCUAUCCCUUUUGAAAUAACCGAUCCUACCGAUCCAUCCCAGUUCCUUUCUAAUAAGAACGAAUCCGCUUGCAUAAAAACUACCAGAAGGAUUACAGAAUCUAAGUCUCAACCUAGUGUUCCUGGAUAUACUGUUCAAGAGUACAUAAUUAAUAGAGGUGGCACUAGGAUCUCUAGAGUCACACACAACGGAAAAGAUACCACAGGUGUUACUCUCGCUAAAAACGAUACAGUAUCUAAGGUACGAGUUUACUCACAUAAACCUACUAGCAUUCCUCUAAUGGUAGAGUUUAUAAAUAACGGUGGAAGUGGCUCUAAGUGGUUCUAUAGUAAAGACAAAGAGGGUCUUACUUGGGGAACUCUUAGUGGAAUAUCCAAUGGAUUUUAUAAAGGAAACUAUCCUACUGAUGAGCUUACCAGGCAACUUGAUGGUAUAAGGUGUGUUCGCGACAAUGAGGUUACUUUGGAUCUAUCCUAUGCUGUGUCUAGUACGCAGGCUCCAUAUUGUUGCAAUAGUCAUAAUACUGGUAGUGGAUACAAUGUUACAGUCACCCUUCAAUCUACUACAAUAAUUGGUUCAAAAGCUUUAGAUUACUACAAACAUUCUCUGACUGCUAAUACUAAGCUUGCUGCAAUAAAGUACUAUCCUCAUGGAACCUCUGAUACUAGAAAGUAUAUCAGACCCUCUGAAUUAACUUUGCCUACCACAGAACAGACUACAAUAUAUGUUUUUUAUUGUCCAAAGGAUCCAGUGCUCAUCUAUAUUAGUUCACCCGGAGAAAUCUCAGCCACAGGCUGGUAUAAAAAGAGCACUUCUGCUGGAGAUGAUUCCAAAUGGAUAAAAGUAUUGAUUGGGCUCAAAGAUCCAAAUAAUAUCAAAGGUUGUAGUCCAGAAUUUGAUCUACUUUCUGAAGUUCUCAGAGGGUUGAAUUGUACGGACAUAGGAACUUGUAAUCAAAGUAAGGCUCACACAAAAGUGGAUGUAUCCUUUGAUAUAUCAUCUAUGCAGCAUAGUAAAGGAGAUGUUGGAUCCAAAGGACCUGCUGGCUCAUCUGCCCCUCCUGGAGACCCUGGUGAAGGAACUCAGGAUACUAGUACAGGAAGUAGGAGCGAUAGUGGGUUGUUAGGUUCCCUCGUUGGAGAUAUGGGAGUGCUUCUUGGAAAAGCAGGUGAAACUGUCAUAAAUCUACUUACCACACCUCUAAAGACUAAUGACUUUAUCUCUCCAUCUCCUAAAACACAAACUGCUGCUGGUGAUCAAUCUUCUGAUGGAGCUGCUCAUACUGAUGUUAAUAGUCCAUCUGGUAGAGAAACUGGUGAUAGAGUUCAAGCUGAUGGAACUGCAAUUCAAGAUGGACUUGGUCCCCCUGCUCCUGGAGCUGCUAGUAGUGAACCUAAAGAUGAUACUGAAGAUAAUCAACCUGGAGGUGGAGUAUCAUACUCUGGUACUGCUGGAUCUCCUACUACUUGUGGAGGAUCCAAUGAUCCCGCCCCUCCUCCUCCUCCUCCUCAACCUGUUUCUCCUACUUCUAAAGUUACUGCUGAAGAUGAAGCUCCUACUCCUCCUGAAUCUGGUAAAACUGAACGUUCUACUGGUGGACUUCUUGAACUUCCUAUUGCCACUAGUCUAUGGUCAACCUUUGGAGUAUCUUCUGGCCCUCUUGCCGGAGCUGGUGGUCUUACUGGACUUGGUUGGUGGGCAUUUAAACGUUCUAAAGGAGAUCCUUGGGUUAGACAAGUGUAUCUUAUGGAUCAGUAA
Theileria equi strain WA is the source of this 3135-nucleotide messenger RNA. RefSeq lists its product as hypothetical. The transcript has a single exon. The record is from RefSeq and is a predicted model, not a curated record. NCBI's taxonomy places the organism in Eukaryota, Apicomplexa, Aconoidasida, Piroplasmida, Theileriidae. The coding region runs from base 1 to 3135 and encodes 1044 amino acids.